This is a messenger RNA of Zeugodacus cucurbitae (melon fly), 1842 nucleotides long. RefSeq names its product threonylcarbamoyladenosine tRNA methylthiotransferase. Gene Ontology annotation, cellular component: endoplasmic reticulum. Gene Ontology annotation, biological process: tRNA methylthiolation. Gene Ontology annotation, molecular function: tRNA (N(6)-L-threonylcarbamoyladenosine(37)-C(2))-methylthiotransferase activity; 4 iron, 4 sulfur cluster binding. The transcript has a single exon. Lineage: Eukaryota; Metazoa; Arthropoda; Insecta; Diptera; Tephritidae. Bases 78 to 1790 code for a protein of 570 amino acids. The record is from RefSeq and is a predicted model, not a curated record.
UUAUUAUCUAGGCGAUAUUGUAAACAUCUAAUUUGCACAACACUAACAAAAUACUCACACAUGGUUAAACGUCAAAAAUGCCCGACAAUAUUCAGGCUGCAAUGGAAGAUUUACCGGAAAAUAACAUCGAGGACAUAGAGGAUCUCAUAUCAGAAGAAGAUGUAAAACCACGCGAUCGUUAUAAAAAUAAGAAAAGUGUUUCCGUACGUCCUAAAAAGCGCGGUCACGUUGUUUCUAGUGACACCAAUGGGGAUACAGAGGAGCGGCAAUUGCCAGAAAGAAAAAUUUACGAGAGUGUUAUACCAGGCACUCAGACAGUGUACGUGAAAACCUGGGGAUGUGCGCACAAUAAUUCCGAUUCUGAGUACAUGGCUGGUCAACUGGCUGCGUUCGGUUACAAUCUGACGGAUCGAAAGGAAAAUGCGGAUCUUUGGUUACUUAAUAGUUGCACGGUAAAAAAUCCUUCAGAAGAUACAUUUCGGAAUGAAAUACAAUCUGGCAUGGCCAAGGGAAAACAUGUUGUCGUAGCCGGUUGUGUGCCACAAGGUGCUCCUAAAUCGGAUUAUUUACAUGGGCUGUCGGUCAUUGGAGUGCAGCAGAUUGAUCGAGUGGUUGAAGUAGUGGAAGAAACAUUGAAGGGUCAUAGUGUGCGAUUGUUACAGAACAAAAAGGAACAUGGCAAACGUGUUGCUGGGGCACGAUUGGCGCUACCAAAGGUGCGAAAGAAUCCUUUAAUAGAAAUUAUACCCAUAAACACUGGUUGCCUUAACCAAUGCACCUAUUGCAAAACUAAACAUGCGCGUGGAGAUCUCGUUAGUUAUCCUCCACAAGAAAUUGUUGAUCGUGCUAUUCAAGCUUUUGCUGAGGGUUGCUGUGAAAUCUGGUUAACAUCGGAGGACACUGGUGCAUAUGGCAGAGACAUUGGUGCAUCAUUACCGGAACUUUUAUGGCAGUUGGUUGAAGUUAUACCAGAACAUUGUAUGUUGCGUGUGGGAAUGACCAAUCCACCCUAUAUAUUAGAGCAUCUUGAGGAAAUUGCAAAGAUUCUCAAUCAUCCAAGGGUUUAUGCAUUUAUGCAUGUACCAGUACAAAGUGGUAGCGAUUCAGUUUUAGGCGAAAUGAAACGCGAAUAUUGUCGUAGCGAUUUUGAGCACGUAGUGGAUUUCCUACGUAGCCGUGUACCUGGUGUAACUAUUGCCACUGACAUAAUUUGUGGUUUCCCUACUGAAACUGAAGAAGACUUUGAGGAAACAAUGGAUAUGUGCGCCAAAUAUCAUUUUCCAAGUCUAUUUAUAAAUCAAUUCUUUCCACGUCCCGGUACACCUGCAGCCAAAAUGGAGCGGAUACCAGCAAAUCUGGUAAAGAAACGCACUAAACGGUUAACGGAUCUCUUUAACAGCUAUUCACCAUACGAUGGUCGCAAAGGUGAACAAUACACUGUAUUGGUUACAGAAAUAUCACAUGACAAGCAACACUACGUUGGGCAUAAUAAAAGCUAUGAACAAAUAUUGUUGCCUAUGCGGAACAAUCUACUUGGCACAGCGGUGCGAGUACGAAUAACCGAUACCAGUAAGUUCAGCAUGAUGGCAGAAAUAAUUGAUGAUGAAUCUGAAUGGACCCGAUGUGCCGUAAAACAAGAGAACAAUGGUCAUAUUCUUAAUGGCAAAGCUAGCACGCAUUUAGAGGGUGGAAAGGAGGACGUCAUACGCAAAUAUGCUGGUUUUGGAUUGAUCUUGUUGUUCGUGGCUUUGAUUGUACAAUUAUUAAAGAACAUUUUUGUAGCGAUUUAACAAUAAAGUUGUAUAAAGUCAAUAUGCAUGCACAUAUGACCAUAAAUUUAAA